This is a messenger RNA of Penicillium daleae, 1773 nucleotides long. RefSeq lists its product as uncharacterized. Lineage: Eukaryota; Fungi; Ascomycota; Eurotiomycetes; Eurotiales; Aspergillaceae. The transcript is spliced from 6 exons. The record is from RefSeq and is a predicted model, not a curated record. Gene Ontology annotation, biological process: fatty acid metabolic process. Gene Ontology annotation, molecular function: medium-chain fatty acid-CoA ligase activity. Bases 1 to 1773 code for a protein of 590 amino acids.
AUGUCGGCAUUUGAUGGGAUAAGCACCAUCCAAUCAAUCACGGGCGAUGCUCGUGAACGUCCAACUUCCACUUGCAUUUACGCUUCUACUUCGACCUGUCACUCUAUCCCAAUACCUCCGGAGCCGUUCUUGAUAGAUCUCUUUUGCAAUUGGAUUGAGGAUCCGGAGGCGGUUUUGAUUCGGGAUUGGGGUUGUGAAGAGCGAGGAGUGAUUGGAUCGUGGAGUAUUGCGGAGUUUUUGCGGGAUGUUUUGGAUGUCAGGGGGAGGAUUUGGGGGGAGUUGGGUGUUGAGGAGAGAGGGAGAUUGAGGCCUGGAGCUGGAGAAGAGGAAGAUGUUUUUAUUGCGGUUGUUGCUGGGGGUUGUUAUGCUUUUGUGGUUUUGGCGUUGGCGGUUUAUGUUAUUGGGGGUGUUAUUGUUCCAUUAUCACCACGAGUCCAUCCCGAAGAAGCAAAAUACUUCCUCGAAACAUGCCACGCCUCCCUCAUCUGCGCAGUCCCAAGUACCGCAACCCACGUCCAGAAUCUAACAAAAACACUCAGCACAACUAUCCCUGUCUUCACCUACACCCCACAAAAGACACCCAACAACCCCUCCCCCCAUCCGCUUCUCCCUCUCAGACUCUCCACCACCCCACAGUCCAACAAGAGGAUUCGUCCUCCUAUAUACCUCCGGCACAACCGGCCCACCAAAAGGCGUCUUCCACGACCGCACCUGCACAACGGGCGGGUUUCUCACACGCUUCCCGAAACCACCGAUGGUAUCCAGUGGUCAUACUUAUCUACAUCAUAUGCCCGUGCACUGGGCCGUGAUGUAUUUAGUUCAUCGUGGUUAUUGAACAGACUUCGAGAUGAGAAUUUACCUCCCGUGACGUCUUUGCAUUUACCCCCGCCGUUGUUGAAUGACGUCGCAGCCGAGCUUGCAAACAUGCAGAAAAAUAAUCCGGAUGGUUAUGCAGUUGUAUUAAAUGGGAUAAGGGGACUGAAGGUCCUGGCUUCGGGUGGAUCGACUGUCACGCCGAGGCAGAGGGUGAUAUGGAGGGAGUUAUUGCGGAGGCCGCUUGUCGUUGGGUAUGGGAUGAGUGAGAGUUUGGGGGUUGUGGCGUGUACGGAUUAUGGGAGGAGGGGGGAGUAUCCUGUGGACUCUGUCGGAUUGCGGGUGGCGAAUGUUAAUAUGAAGAUUGAUGGGAAUGGGGAGAUUUGUAUCAAGUCGCCUGUUCUGUUUAAGAAAUACAUAUCUCCCAAUCCGGAUAUUAUGAAACAUGUGUUCGACUCUGAGGGAUUCUUUCGAACUGGGGAUCUUGGAAAGAUCGAGGAUGACGUUGUAUACCUCCUCGGGCGAGCGUCGCAAGAUGUUAUCCGAUACUAUCUAUGGAGAAUACAUGCACCCGAAGUCGAGAGCGCGCUGUCACAGAUAGAUGAUAUCGCCCAUGCAGUUAUCCUCGGCAUAAAAGACUCGGGAUGCGGAGAGCGUGCCGCUGCAGUAAUAGUGUAUCGCCAGCAGGAUAAGAGACACACGCAAGGUCUUGCAGAGCUCAGACGCAGACUUGCGACGGAGUGUAGCCUGGAAGCAUUUAAAUUGCCGACUCUUCUGAAGGUUGUUGGCAAUGUGGAAGAUAUACCAGUGACAGAGACUGGAAAACCAAUCAAGAAUAGAAUUGGAGAGAUUUAUUUUAGUGAGACGGCAGUUGGAAAUGGUGAUGUUGAAGUCUGGACUGAGAAAAGGGGCAGUGAUGUUGGGAGUAGGCCAUUCGAUUGGGAUGGGCUACAACGUUGA